CUACAGUGUUAUGCCGUUGAAAGGUUGUCAACAGGUGGCCGGGUGCCUCCACUCGUUUGCUGGCUCGCGAUACAUCGCUGGCACAUUCUUGAUGAAAAGAAAUCACGACUUUUUGGAGCAAAAGCUGCACACCUGAAGAUAUGUCACGACGCACAAGUGUGCUUUGGAAUCACUGCCUAAACAAAAGUAUCCGAAAAAUGAAAGAAUGAAAUGGUGCUGAAAAUAUGUACGUGUAAUCACACGACAUCAGUUUCAGGUAGAACAGGAAACAGGAGGAGAUUCGGACACGCACGCAUCACUCAUCUCACAACAAUUUGACAACGCAAAUCAGUGCAACGCCGCCACAGGCUGAGGAAGAAGCGAGUCAACGUGGGAAUCAUACAGACAUCCCAGUGGACCGAGAUGUCGAGCGUUACGUCAACACCCAAGUUGGAAGAGGACAUCAUCCGACAGGCAGAGCAACCGCAACUCAGGGUUGCACAUGUCAAGCGGCUUUCAGUGCCGGAGGUCACGGUGAUUGGGCGCCAUCACCCGCACGACUUGAGCAUCACCAAAAUGAGGUCGGCCCAAAUUAAGACAAAAAGAAGAAGCUCAUUUUACAGCUGGCUGUCUCAAGUGGUGAAACAUGUGGUGUUGUGCGUCGUCAACUUCAGUUUUCGGCCCUCGGAAUCCGAUAACCAGCUAGACAACGAAGUCUUGGCUGAGGUUCAUCACGCCGGCUGUGCUGAUUCAAAUCAUCCACAACUCUCCAAUCUGAUUCUCCCCGAUCCAUUUUCAAGUCCGCUGCCUGAAAUUUCUGCCAUGACCGCCGAUUUCCUCACCGGGCCUCCUCCCAAGACCAUCACACACGCGGUCAACUUGGAGUUGCACCCAUCUGAGCAACAGCAGCUGGCUGCCUACACCUACACCGUCCCGGCCUUUCCUCACAUCUGCUACUCGGACCGAAGCGGAUGGCCGGGAAGCAAGAACCAAUCCCGCUUGCCUCGCUCUUUCAGCUGCACUUGGCCCGGACAAACGGAAAAGAGCCCUGGCGUGACGGCAUCUGCCAGCUCAUUGGACCUGUUCGUCAAAAACUUUGAGCACUGCACGCCGGACAUCACUUUGGGGGGGCCCAAGGAAACGUACCACAUACAUUGUUUCCGGGCCGGCAGCUACCAGUGCACUGCCACGGGCCUGGUCUUCGUCGUGGACGGACAAGGGGAUGUGCGUUAUAGCGUGGUCUCCUGGGACAUGGACCUCCUGGCCUUCCACUGCAAGAAGCCCGCAGGCCCGCUCUUUGACAUCGAGUGCGAGGGUCUGACAGUGCGGCAAAUUCACUUUCCGCACUGCGAGAUCCUGUCGGCGGGCGAGGUGGGCCACCCCUUGUGGGUGGCCCAUAUGAGGCACGAGGGCCUGGAGCUGAUCAGCCCCGAGGAGACCACCCCGACCCACGUCGUCGCCAACAUCUCGAGCUGCUCCGCUUUCGGGCUCAUGAGAAAUGACGACACGCCUCUCGUGCCCAUCCGAGCUCUGGUGACCUUCUUCCUAGAUCCUGGGGUGCCGUCCCUCCACGUGUUUUUACUCCCGGAGAAUGUGGUGCUGGAUCAAAUGCGACGCCAGAGGGCGAGAAAUAACGGCAACGAGAGGUUCAUCGAGACCAUCUCUGACUGCGAGCUGGUCCCGCAGCGGCAGUACACCCUGGCCAGCAGGACGGAAUUAGACUUGAUCUUCAUUCAACCGGGCAGGGCGACGUUUUACCCAGUGUCUCACAACUACAAUCCUGCGUUCCAAAUAUUUGGAUUUGGCAACUUGAGGUCAAUCCACCUGACACUGAGGGAACAUAAUGGCAUGGACUCCGUCUGGGGUGCCUUGGUUCCUUUGGUGCCAGAGGCACAGAGACGGUGUGGAUCCCUUGUUGGAGAUCUAAGAAACGUUUGGUCCGAGUUCAUCCGGCGGGUAUCGAUGGCCAUGUUGGAGACGCUGGUGAGUCGCCUGUUCCAAGCCAAUGUUCUCAGCGAGUCUGAAGAAGGAGCGCUGAACAGCGAAACGAUAAGAAUCCGCAAGGCGCGUCUCCUCCUCGUCACAAUCACGAAUAAAGGUGAACCCGCUUGCGAGAUGAUGGUUAUGUUUUUUCGUGAGGAAGACCCCUACAAUGCUGAUAAUCUCGGUUUGGCAUGAACAUCGAUGUCGCAAGAGGCCACCCUGAAUGCAACCUGGGUCCCCAGGAGACAGACGGACAGAAGAUUAGUAAAGAGACCAAGGGUGGGCAUAUUCAGUCUUCAAGGCCCCCGAUCCAGCAUGUUAUAAUUUCACACGCACUUAUUUUCAGUUUCAUUUCUCUAAAUUGUUACUUGAGAGUGUUUUCACAACAUACUAUACCAAGCAAAUCGUGAUCAUUUUAUGAACAGGUACGACAUGCAUUUUAUCAACCAUCACGUCUUCAACUGUGUUUUCUGUAGCAGCGUCAUAUCAGUUCAUCUAUAAAUGUGUUUGAUCAACAACCAAUCUGCCAGAAGAAUGUGACAGGUGCAAUCAACAUUGCUGAUCACAGAAGUAUUUUCUUUGGACCUACAUGUUAUGAAUCUGUUGUACUUUUUGACCCUGUAUCUACAAAAGUUAAACAUU
This is a messenger RNA of Hippocampus comes (tiger tail seahorse), 2604 nucleotides long. RefSeq names its product caspase recruitment domain-containing protein 8-like. The transcript has 3 exons. Gene Ontology annotation, biological process: regulation of apoptotic process. Bases 403 to 2157 code for a protein of 584 amino acids. The record is from RefSeq and is a predicted model, not a curated record. NCBI's taxonomy places the organism in Eukaryota, Metazoa, Chordata, Actinopteri, Syngnathiformes, Syngnathidae.